This is a messenger RNA of Spodoptera exigua (beet armyworm), 1049 nucleotides long. The record is from the annotation of a GenBank genome assembly. NCBI's taxonomy places the organism in Eukaryota, Metazoa, Arthropoda, Insecta, Lepidoptera, Noctuidae.
AGAAAACAGCUGUUGAUAUUAUGAGUCAUCAACCUCCAGUUUCCUGUAUUCCAAACACAGGCAAAAUGUCGAAAGCUAAGAAAGUUAUUGAAGAAGCGAAGGAAAACAACAAUCCUGAAAUAGAUUUGGUUGACAAAGGACUCUCUAGCUUGGACGAGAUACCUGGCUUGUUCAGUCUCGCCAACAUAACUCGUCUCUCUGUAAGCCACAACAAGAUCCAAGUAGUUCCUGCUGCACUUGCAAACCUCGCGAACUUGGAAAUACUGAAUCUUGCCAACAACCACAUCACUGAACUCCCCGUCAGUCUAUCUUCCCUGCCGAAGCUCCGUAUCCUGAAUGUAUCUCUCAACAGACUAAAUGGAUUACCAAGAGGGUUUGGUUCUUUCCCUGUUCUGGAAAUCCUGGACCUGACUUAUAAUAAUCUGAAUGAGAAGAAUCUGCCUGGAAAUUUCUUUAUUAUGGACAGUCUCCGUGCAUUGUAUCUGGGUGACAAUGACUUUGAAUACUUGCCUGCGGAAAUUGGUAACCUGAAGAAUUUACAAAUUCUAUCAAUGCGUGAAAACGACUUGAUCGAAGUGCCUCGCGAGCUCGGUCAGCUGGCUCGCUUGAGAGAAUUACAUCUACAAGGCAACAGGCUUGUUGUGUUACCGCCUGAAAUUGGAUCUCUCGACUUGGCCAGCAACAAGUCAGUGUUACGCUUAGAGGGCAACUUCUGGGUGCCACACAUUGAGGACCAGCUCAAGUUGGGACCCUCACACGUGCUCGAUUAUCUGCGCUCUGAGACCUACAAAGUCUUGUACAGUCGGCACAUGUCAGCGAAGCCGGCCCCACCGCCACAGACGCUGGAUAAAAACAAGAAAGCUAGCAGAGCUGCUUAGCUUCACUUAACUAUUAUUAUUAACGUGCUCUUCUGAUUAAUACUUAAUAAUAAUAAUUAAUUCGUGUGUGAUGUUUUGCUCUCGACAAAUGCGUGUAUGACAUGGAAUGUAUCGACGAAUUCAGGCAUUUGCUUAUGAAUAGUAUUUGACUAAAUAUUUGUGUUAAGGCCA